Molecule: messenger RNA, 1491 nt
Organism: Racocetra fulgida
Lineage: Eukaryota; Fungi; Glomeromycota; Glomeromycetes; Diversisporales; Gigasporaceae
Source: the annotation of a GenBank genome assembly
AUGCUUAAUGAGAAUAAUGAAUUGGUUGAAAGUUUGGGCGAAACAAACCAAGAAUUUAUCAUACCGGAAAAUUUAAGUAGAGAAGAGUUAAUAACAAAAGAAUUAAAUCAAAUUGAACCCGAAAGAAAUGGAUUGCAAGUAGAAAACUUGAAGUUGGAGAGUCAGAUUUUGAAAAAACAAGGAGAACUUAAUGAUGCCCUCAGAGAAUGUAGUGAUUCAGCAGGCAUUAUAUUACAAAGAGAUGAAGAAAUUGGAAAUUUAAGAAAUCAAAUUACUACUUUACAAAGGACAAUUAACGAAAAUGAACGAAAAGGAUUAGAAAGAACCUUUCAGUUUGAAAACAAAAUUACUUACCCCGAAAACGAAAAUCAAGUUGAGCGGAGAAAAACCGAAGAAAAAUGUACUCAAACUGAGCAAAAUUUUCCAGAUCGAACUCAAAUAAUAUCUCUCAUGGUGGGACAAGAAAAAAAAAUAAAAAGGAAUGAGGCACGAAAAAUCUACCUCAAUGAAACCAGUUUAGAAGGAGAAUUAGAUUUGGAGGAUUUUACUGGUUUGCAGGAAAUUCAUAUUUCUCCCCAAGUAAAUGAAACCAAAUUAACUUUUAAAAACCAAGGAGAAAAUAUUAAGAUUAUUAGAAAUAAAAAAGCAGGUAUCACUCACCAAGAAGCCGCCGAGUGGAUUAAGUUAGGAUUCGAACCAAAGUAUUUCUGGAAUGUUAGUUAUCAACCUAGUUCUAAUUUAGAUUUAGAGCAACUAAGGAUUGAAUUCACUACUCCUCAAAAUUAUUUAAGCUGUUUUUAUCCUCAAAAAAUAGGAACAAAGAAAAUGAUUUAUCUGAAUAUUAGAGGAAAAAACUUAACUGGGGAAUUGGAUUUGAGUGAUUUUCCUAAUUUAGAAACGUUGGAUUGUAGAAGUAGAUUAGAAAAAGAAUUAGAAACUUUGGCAUUAAAUAAUCCUGAUAAGAGUAAAGUGUUGAAAGAAGCUUAUAGUAAGUGCGGGACAUGUGAAGAAUGUCAAGAACCAAAUACCAAAAAAAACGAACAUAAAAACAAAAAGAUUGUUCUGAAAUUUCUUAAUAAUUCCCAAAAAAUCACUUUGGAAUUAUUAAGAGAAGUUACUAAUACUAGUCUAGUGAAAGGGGGCGUUGUCUUUUGUCAUGGUAUCACCCAAGAUCCUGUUACUAAAAAUUUAGUGAUGGUGAUGGAUUACAUGAAUAGCGGCGAAAUCUUUGGUGUUCCUGCUUAUUUAGCACCCGAAGUAUUGCAAGGAAAACCUCACACCAAAGCGUCAGAUGUUUACUCUUUGGGCAUAAUUAUUUAUGAAUUAUUGGCUAACGCUUAUCCCUAUCCCGAUUUAAAUGACUUAGAUUUAAUUUUGAAAGUAUGUCAGGGAUAUAGACCAAAUAUAGAUGGGUUAAAAGUCCCUAACUUAUUAAAGAAUUUGAUUAAAAAAUGUUUAGAUCCCAAACCAGAAAAGAGGCCAACUGCCAAA